CUUUCCGUCUUUGUGAGAUUUACUUUCGCUUUCAGGCCUCGUGGUAGAAGUGUUUUAGCAGCAGGAGCAGUAAAAGUGGAUGUAUUUCACAGCAACACAACAGCGUCAUAGUGGAACAUUCUUGCGUGACGUGGUUUCAGUGGGUCUCUGUUGCUGCUGGCGACGCCUUCCUGCUUCAUGUAGGGGACAAUAAGAAUAAUUGGUAUCCAGACAGAACCAACAGCAGCCAACAGGUUGUAGUGUGUUGUCUCACCUCAUUCUGCUGGUCUACACUCUGCUAUGAAUGUGUCUGAGGAGAGAGAGGAGGGAGGUUCUACCUCCAAAACCACUCUGUCUGGGGAACAUGACAGCCAGACCAAAGCUAAGAGUCCAGUCCAUCAGGAGAGACCAGUCUCCCCUGUACCCAGCUGUGUGUCCAUGAAGAGUGGCUGGUCUAUAGAUCCACCUCGUACAUUCAGAGAUGGACACCACUCUACUGAACAGAGCAGGACCCAUCAGGAGAGACCAGACCCCCCUGCACCCAGCUGUGUGUCCAUGAAGAGUGACCACUCUAUGAUUCUACCUAUUCAUUUCAAAGAUGGACACCCCUCUACUGAACAGAGAGACCACCAGGAGAGGUCAGAGGUUCUCAGUGGUCAGUCUGUCCAGGAGCAUCAAACAGACCUGGACUCCAUAUUUACGCUGCUUGAGGAGAACAUUGUCACUUUUGUGAAGAAGGAGCUGAAGAGGUUCCAGAAGGUUCUGAGUUCAGAUUACCCAGAGUGCUUAGGGAGACAGAGGAAAGAGGAGGAGCAGAGCAGGAGUACUAGAGAGGCACUUCUGAAGAUCACCCAGCACUUCCUGAGGAGUAUGAAGCAGGAGGAGCUGGCUGCCCGUCUGGAGAGCAAAAACCUUGUUCCCAUGUGCCGGAGUAACCUCAAAGCAGCUCUGAAGGAAAAGUUUCAGUGUUUGUUUGAGGGCAUCGCUAAACCAGGAGAGUCAACACUUCUGAAUCAGAUCUACACAGAGCUCUACAUCACAGAGGGAGGCAGUGGAGAGGUCAAUAAUGAACAUGAGGUCAGGCAGAUUGAAACAGCAUCCAGGAAACCAGCGAGACCAGAAACACUGAUCACAUGUGAGGACAUCUUUAAACCCUUACCUGGACAAGAUAAACCAAUCAGAACAUUGAUGACAAAGGGAGUGGCUGGCAUCGGGAAAACAGUCUUAACUCAGAAGUUCACUCUGGACUGGGCUGAAAACAAAACCAACCCCAAUAUACACUUCACAUUUCCGUUCACGUUCAGAGAGCUGAAUGUGCUGAAAGAUAAAAAGUUCAGCUUGGUGGGACUUCUUCAUCACUUCUUUAUUGAAACAAAAGAAGAAGGAAUCUGCAGCUUUGAUGAGUUCCAAGUUGUGUUCAUCUUUGACGGUCUGGAUGAGUGUCGACUUCCUCUGGACUUCCAGAACAAUGAGAUCUGGACUGAUGUCACAAAGUCCACCUCAGUGGACGUGCUGCUGACAAACCUCAUCAAGGGGAAUAUGCUUCCAUCUGCUCGCCUCUGGAUAACCACACGGCCUGCAGCAGCCAACCAGAUCCCUCCUGAGUGGGUUGACAUGGUGACAGAGGUGAGAGGGUUCACUGAUCCACAGAAGGAGGAGUACUUCAGAAAGAGAUUCAGAGAUAAGGCGCAAGCCAGAAGAAUCAUCUCACACAUCAAGACAUCACGAAGCCUCCACAUCAUGUGUCACAUCCCAGUCUUCUGUUGGAUCACUGCUACAGUUCUGGAUCAUGUGUUGGGAACAUGUAAGAGAGGAGAGAUGCCCAAGACCCUGACUGAGAUGUACAUCCACUUCCUGGUGGUUCAGUCCAUCCAGGGGAAUGUGAAGUAUCAUGGGAGAUCUGAGACAGAGCCACACUGGAAUACCGAGAGCAGGAAGAUGAUUGAGUCUCUGGGGAAACUGGCCUUUGAACAGCUGGAGAAAGGCAACCUGAUCUUCUAUGAAGCAGACCUGACAGAGUGUGGCAUUGAUAUCAGAGCAGCCUCAGUGUACUCAGGAGUGUUCACGCAGAUCUUUAAAGAGGAGUGUGGGCUGUACCAGGACAAGGUCUUCUGCUUUGUCCAUCUGAGCAUUCAGGAGUUUCUGGCUGCUCUUUAUGUCUUUCUCUCAUUCAUCAAAACUGGAGUCAAUCUGCUGUCAGAAACCCAGUCAACCUCCUGCAGGUCUAAACCACUUGGAGAUGAACGUGAAAAACCAGACCUCUACCAGACAGCAGUGGACAAGGCGUUAGAGAGUCCAAACGGACAUCUGGACUUGUUCCUGCGCUUCCUCCUGGGCCUCUCACUGGAGCGCAGUCGGAAUCUCCUACGAGGCCUGCUGGGAAAGACAGGAAGUAUGUCAAAGACCAAUAAGAAAAGAGUCCUGUACAUCCAGGAGAAGAUCAGGGAGGAUCUCUCUCCAGAGAGAAGCAUCAAUCUGUUCCACUGUCUGAAUGAACUGAAUGACCAUUCUCUAGUGGAGGAGAUCCAACAGUACCUGACAUCAGGAAGACUCUCCACAGACCAGCUCUCUCCUGCUCAGUGGUCAGCUCUGGUCUUCAUCUUAUUGUCUUCAGAAAAGGAGCUGGAGGUGUUUGACCUGAAGAAAUACUCUGCUUCAGAGGAGGGUCUUCUGAGGCUGCUGCCAGUGGUCAAAGCCUCCAGUACAGCUCUGUUGAGUUCCUGUAAUCUGUCAGAGAGGAGCUGUGAAGUUGUGUCCUCAGUCCUCAGCUCCUCCUCCUCUAGUGUGAGAGAACUGGACCUGAGUAACAAUGAUCUGCGGGAUUCAGGAGUCAAGCUGCUCUCUGCUGGACUGGGGAGUCCACAAUGUAGACUGGAAACUCUCAGGUUGAGUUACUGUAAUCUGUCAGAGAGGAGCUGUGAAGUUGUGUCCUCAGUCCUCAGCUCCUCCUCCUCUAGUGUGAGAGAGCUGGACCUGAGUAACAAUGAUCUGCGGGAUUCAGGAGUCAAGCUGCUCUCUGCUGGACUGGGGAGUCCACAAUGUAGACUGGAAACUCUCAGGUUGUCGGGCUGUCUGGUCUCAGAGGAAGGUGUUUCUUCUCUGAUCUCAGCUCUGAGCUUCAACCCAUCCCAUCUGAGAGAGCUGGACCUGAGCUACAACCAGCCAGGAGACUCAGGAGGGAAGCUGCUCUCUGCUGGACUGGAGGAUCCACACUGGAGACUGGACUCUCUCAGGCUGGACCAUGCUGGAGGGUGCAGGUUGACACCAGGUGUGAGGAAGUAUGCCUGUGAACUCACACUGGACCCAAACACAGCACACAGACGCCUCCUUCUGUCUGAGGACAACAGAAAGGUGACAUGGGUGAAGGAGGAGCAGUCGUAUCCUGAUCAUCCAGACAGAUUUGACUCCUGGACACAGGUUCUAAGUAGAGAAAGUCUGACUGACCGCUGUUACACGGAGGUACAGUGGGAAGGAAAUGUUGAUAUAGGAGUGACUUACAGAGGAAUCACAAGAAGAGGAGGAGGUAUAGACUGUUUUCUUGGAUAUAAUGAAAAGUCCUGGAGUCUGGCCCGUAAUAGUGAUAGAUACACUGCCUGUCAUAAUGAUAGAGUAACAGAGAUAAGUAUCUCCCCCUCCUCCUCUGACAGAGUAGGAGUGUAUCUGGACCGGUCUGCUGGAACUCUGUCCUUCUACAGAGUCUCCUCUGACACCCUGACACACCUCCACACCUUCACCUCCACAUUCACUGACCCUCUCCAUGUUGGGUUUUGGGUGUGGUCACCUGGCUCCUCAGUGUGUGUGUGUUAGAUAGAGGAGGUAGAGACGCCUCCUGUGUCCUGGAGGAACACUCACACUCCUGCCCAAACACACCUGCUGACAUGAUAGAUCACUCUGUACACACACACACACACACACACACACACACACACACACACACACACACACACACACACACA
Molecule: messenger RNA, 3935 nt
Organism: Lampris incognitus (smalleye Pacific opah)
Lineage: Eukaryota; Metazoa; Chordata; Actinopteri; Lampriformes; Lampridae
Product: NACHT, LRR and PYD domains-containing protein 12-like
Exons: 13
Coding region: 280-3786 (1168 amino acids)
Molecular function (GO): protein binding
Source: RefSeq, a predicted model, not a curated record